Molecule: messenger RNA, 2512 nt
Organism: Chaetomium strumarium
Lineage: Eukaryota; Fungi; Ascomycota; Sordariomycetes; Sordariales; Chaetomiaceae
Product: carbon-nitrogen hydrolase
Exons: 13
Coding region: 151-2310 (719 amino acids)
Biological process (GO): NAD+ biosynthetic process
Cellular component (GO): cytoplasm
Molecular function (GO): ATP binding; NAD+ synthase (glutamine-hydrolyzing) activity; glutaminase activity
Source: RefSeq, a predicted model, not a curated record
UGUAACUUGUAAGACGUGCCGCAGACCGCAGUGCAUACCAAUUUAAGGUAAAAAGAAACAACUCUUGCAGCUCGGUCAGGGGUCGCCCGGAACGGUGCUUCUAGGUCAUUCAUUACCUAACCCAUCGAGGAACUAGGAUCGCUCUCAACCAUGGGCCAUCUGGUGACGGUGGCAACGUGCAGCUUGAACCAAUGGGUUCUCGACUGGGAAGGAAACCUCGGGCGGAUUAUUGAGAGCAUCCACCAGGCGAAAGCAGCCGGUGCACGUCUGCGUGUUGGUCCUGAACUGGAAAUCUGCGGGUACUCCAGCCUGGACCAUUUCCAUGAGCUCGAUGUAUAUACACACAGCCUGGAAAUGCUCCGCCGGCUGCUGCUGGACGAGAGCACGCAUGGCAUCCUACUCGAUGUCGGCAUGCCGAUCCUCCACAGGAACCUGAGGUACAACUGCCGGGUCAUCUGCUUGGAUGGGAAGAUACUCCUCAUCAGGCCCAAGAUGUGGCUUGCCAACGACGGGAACUACCGCGAGAUGAGACACUUCACCCCGUGGAUGCGGCCUAGGGAGACGGAGCUCUUCCAUCUGCCCAAGAUGCUGGCCGAGGUACAGGGCGAGACGCAUGUUCUCUUCGGCGAUGCCGUCAUCUCGACCCCCGAGACAGCGUUUGGCGCCGAGACCUGCGAGGAGCUGUUCACGCCCAAGGCCCCGCAUAUUGACAUGGCCCUGGACGGCGUCGAGAUCAUCACCAACUCCAGCGGCAGCCACUUCACCCUACGGAAACUCGACACGCGCCUCCAGCUGAUCACGGAAGCGACCCGGAAGUCGGGCGGGGUCUACCUCUACGCAAAUCAGCAAGGGUGCGACGGCGAACGUCUGUACUUUGACGGCUGCGCCAUGAUCAUUGUGAACGGCGAUGUCGUCGCUCAGGGGUCCCAGUUCAGUCUCAACGACGUCGAGGUGGUGACUGCCACAGUCGACCUGGAGGAAGUCCGGUCCUACCGUGCUGCCAUCUCGCGCGGUCUCCAGGCGGCAGCGUCCACGGCCAAGUAUCAGAGGAUCCAGACGCCCUUUGAGCUCAGCUCCGAGGAAGACGACGCAGAUGUCACCAAGGCGCCGACGCUCCCGAUCCAACCGAGGUUCCAUUCCGUGGAGGAGGAAAUCGCCCUCUGCGGUGGCUGCUACCUCUGGGAUUACCUCCGCAGGUCCGGGACCGCGGGCUAUCUGGUCCCCCUGAGUGGAGGCAUCGACUCCUGUGCCACUGCCGUUAUUGUCUACUCGAUGUGUCGCAUCGUCAUGAAAGCGGUCAAGGAAGGGAACCGCCAGGUCAUUGAGGACGUCAAGCGGAUCGCAAGAUAUGGUGGUGAGGGUGUGCUGCCCAAGACGCCACAGGAGCUCUGCAACCAAGUGUUCACGACCCUGUACAUGGGCAUGAAGAAGCAGAGCUCGCGCGAGACCCGUCAGCGUGCAAAGGACCUCUCUGAGGCCAUUGGCAGCUACCACGUCAACCUCGACAUUGACGACGUCUACGAGGCUCAAAAGAAGCUCGUCGUCAGCACCGUCGGAUUUGAUCCAAAGUUCAAGGUAGAGGGCGGAACAGUGCAGGAGAAUCUGACAUUGCAAUGUUUGCAGGCCAGGAUCAGAAUGGUCACCGCUUAUGAGUUCGGGCAGAUUCUCCCAACGGCCAGGAACAGGCCUGGAGGUGGAAGCCUGCUGGUCUUGGGGAGUGCUAAUGUCGGCGAGGUAAGUCUAAGGGGCUAUCUGACCAAGUAUGACUGCUCGAAUCCCAUCGGCUCCAUCGACAAGGCGGACUUGAAGCGUUUCAUCGCAUGGGCCGAGAAGAACUUUGACUUGCCGUGUCUCCAUGAGUUCUUGACCGCUGUGCCAACUGCAGAGCUUGAGCCCAUCACGCAAGAUUAUGUGCAGAGUGACGAAGCAGACAUGGGCAUGACCUAUCAGGAACUAACUAUCUUUGGCCGGCUGCGCAAACUUAACAAGCUCGGCCCGUUUGGCAUGUUCCAGCGGCUGGUGCACGACUGGAGCAUUGACCGCGAGCGCAAGCAGGAUGACGAUGCCCCAUAUUAUACGCCGGCCCAGGUUGCAGAGAAGGUCAAGAAGUUCUUCCACUUCUACGCCAUCAACAGGCACAAGAUGACUACCCUCACUCCAGCGUUGCAUUGUAAUGACUACUCACCUGAUGACAACCGCUUCGACCUUAGGCCAUUUUUAUACCCGCCGUUUUGGAAAAGCUGGAGCUUCAAGCGGAUUGAUAUGGAGCUUGAGAGGAUUGAGAAGAAGCAGGCGAGUAAGAAGGCGUGAGCUGGUCAUUCCCGUGUGGUGGGGCAAAAUGGCCUGGCGUGUGCCAAUUACAGUCCAGUCGAUAAUACGCAAGGUGAAAGACCAAGGUCAACAACUGUUGACGUUGUCAUCAUGAAGGCUUUACGUAGUUGUGCUGGGUUAGGGUUAGAAUAGACAUAUUUUAACGUCUUGGAAGAGUGGGCCUAUUCACAAAACUUCGCGG